Cucumis sativus (cucumber) is the source of this 2251-nucleotide messenger RNA. RefSeq lists its product as uncharacterized. The transcript has 3 exons. The record is from RefSeq and is a predicted model, not a curated record. Lineage: Eukaryota; Viridiplantae; Streptophyta; Magnoliopsida; Cucurbitales; Cucurbitaceae. Gene Ontology annotation, molecular function: protein binding. The coding region runs from base 480 to 1253 and encodes 257 amino acids.
UUCUUGUUCUCUGGCCAUUAUUCGAGUCUGAGAUGUUGCAAUGAAGUUGAAUUUUAUGAUUUCGAGCUUAUAUAGAGCAUUUGGACGAGUUCAAUUGUCAGUUAGUGAACCUUUCGAAUCUUCUUCAAGUUCUAAAUCAGUUUGGCGAAGACAAUUUUAGAAACUGCAUCGUUCAAUUGUGAUCUUCUUUACAGAAAUUACUUGUUAGAUUAGCUUGUGAAUUUACAAUAUUGUGUGAGCUUGAAGAUAUCCACUCGUUAAGGGGUUAGAAUCUUGGAAGUUCAUUGGGAUUUCCAAAGUUGUAAAGAGAAUGCUAUGAGUAGAGAAGCAUACAGAAUUUUAGUUGGGAAUGCUGAAGAGGACAAGUGAGAAGUAGCUACAAGUGAUAUAUAUUCGAGUAUUUUUUCUACAUAGUUAUACCGUUACUUUGGAUCAACAACUUCAGUUGCUUAUUGUCUAAAACAAUCAGGUUGAAUGUGAUGGUGAAAACAAAGCAAAAACAGAAUAGCAGUCCUAAUCAUCUUUCUGGCUCUUCAAACUCUGUUAUUGAUUUAGAUAUGCAUGGAGAUGAUGGUUGGGUGGUGGUAAAGAAGCAGAAAGUCACAAUCCUAGUGCCUCCUAUUUCAAUAGUAACAAAAUCCGCACCCCCCAAUGUUGAACAGAGUCAGCUGCAACCAAUUACCCAAAAGGUAUCAAAUUGCCAAACAGGAGCUCUUGUAGAGACAUGUCUUGAAGCGCCUGCUAAUGUGCUGCUAUCAACUUCUGAAAAUGCUAAUCAACAAAGUUCAAAAUCUGCUGCUGCUCAUUGUACUUUGACAAGGAAAGAGCCAUUGAAGCAAGCUGUCACACCCCCAAAUCCAGACAACGUUUUCAAUUCAAGGUCUUAUAAGGUUUUAGGAUUAUCGAACAGCACGAAAUCUAUGAAACAGCAGCCUAGACAGCUGCAUUGCCCUGGUGGCUUUCUCACAGGAGGCACAUUGUUAAAUCUAAGACUCAGGGCGCUUAACCUGGAAAGGAAUCUGCAAAAGGCUGGAGGUUUAAUUAGGUGGUUGGAAUCACUAGGACUGGACCAAUUUGUAGGUAUUUUCCAGCGAAAGAGUAUCAGUAAGUUUCACCUGGUAAAUCUAACCAUGAAAAAGCUGAAAGAUAUGGGCGCAAAUGCGGUAGGGCCACGUAGAAAACUGAUACACGCAAUUGAGUGUGUCUGUCAACCCUAUAGUUCUGAACCUUUUGAGCCGGUUUACGGGAUUUAACCGAUGAUUUUAACUAGUUCUUCAGCUUCCUUGUAAGCAACUCCACCCUUCUUGGUGUAUCUUGAAUUGUUGGUUGUACAAAGAGAUGGAUAUAUUGGUUUAGUUCAAAAUGUGUCUAUUGAUUUUUCAAAGGAUUGAUGGCUGAAAGAGUGUAUUUGCUUCUUCAAUAAUCAGAGACUGAAAAGUAGGCAGAGAACUAUGUAAAGCUCCAGCUCUUGGAAGUGAAGAAUGAGAGCACAAUGUUCUCUCAAAUCUGCCGGGUUUUAUAUAGAACAAGAUCAUCAUAUUAUCAACAAUUAGCAUGAUGAUGGAGGGAAUUUAGUAUGAUUAUUUCAUCUGCUCUCAGUUUAUUCCCCAUUUUGUGAAGUAGGAGAUUGUUCAUUGGUGUAGAUACACAGCAAUGGCUCCAGGAGUUUGAAAUAAUUCCAAGCUAAUUGAGCAAUCAGUAGAGAUAGAUAUACUGGUUAUUUGGGAAAGUCUUAUAGAAAAUUUGUGAUUUUUUUUUCAAAUAGAGAAUAUGCUUAAGGAGUCUAAUUUAAAUAUUGGUCAUACUAUUUGUAGGAUCAGUCUUUCAGGUAUGAAGAAAGACUUCAGCCUUUCUUUGGUAGUUGAGUUUGAUGGUCUAGCAUUCUUCAAAGUCUUCAAAAUGUUCAACAAGGAUUGCCUGGAUUUAUCUUUGAUGUCGAAUGCUGAUGGAAUAGUCUAAUCUUGCCCCUCUAGUGAUUGUUUUGGGUUUUCUUUUUGUUUACCUCGCCCACUGGGGUAAUGGUUUUAGUGUUUUUGUUUUAUAACAGGGCUUGCUAUUGGGUUGCUCGUGCCCUGUCAAAUAAGAGAGGUUUGAUUUCUUCACAUUAUUUUUUGUGGUGUCUCUUUCUCGAUUGAUGGGUCUAAAGAGCUUUUUUGGAUAGAGUGUCCUCUUUUUAAUCUGAAGAUUGCACCUAAUUUGUUUUUUUAUUAAUAUAUUUAGUUUUUAUAAAAGACUUCAGCCUUUCUUUGCA